CGUGAUGAUUUGGCUAUACCGGACAGCAUUGAGUUGUCACGAAUCAUGAUGAUAGUAGAUGGUUGUGCUUAUCAUAUAUUUCGGUCCUAGAGAAAAUUACUCGGAUAGCCAUUAUCGUAAACACCCUGAGCCUCCGGAGAAGGUCUCUCGUUUUCAACUUUCGUUGAGAUGUCGGAAUCGGAUACUAACAUUGACAUUGUGGCGGUAGGCCAGCCGUCUAACAAGAAGAGAAAAUAUUCUCAUAAAUUCCGUGAAGAAUAAAAGACAAAAUAUUCAUGGAUUGAAGUCAGCAAGAAAGGAGCCUACUAUUUCUUUUGUAAAGUGUGUGCAAGUGAUUAUUUGGCAGGAAUUUCAGCAAUUCGUAAACACGAGAAUUCCAACAAACACAAAAGUAAUUGCAAAUUAAUAAAAUCCCAAGUUUCUGUUUUGCAAAUGCCAGCUGUAUCAUUGUUUAAAACCAAAGAAAAGCAGCUUAAAACUUCUGAAUUAAGAUUGGCAUCGUUUGUCCUCGAGCACAACAUAUCUUUUAAUGCAGUUGACCAUUUGAUAAAUAUUGUGCGUAACCUUCCUUCCGAUUCAGACUUCUUAAAAGAUAUGUCGUGCAACCGCACGAAGUGCAUUGCUUUAGUUAAGAAUGUACUUGGCAAAGAAAGCCUCCAAAAUCAGGUAAUAAUGAUGAAAGAAAAACAUUUUUCAAUCAUUAUCGAUGAAUCAACUGAUGUUGCUUCAAUCAAGAGUUUGGCGAUCUGUGUAAGGUAUGUUGUUAACUGUCGACCUAAGGAUAAUUUUUUGCAUUUGUUGCCUGUUCCUGAAGCGAAUGCAACUACCUUACACAGCACAUUGAUCGCAUUUUUCCACGAACAUGAGAUAGAUUAUAAAUCAAAAAUGGUUGGUUUUGCUGCUGAUGGAGCAAGCGUAAUGAUGGGCCACCAUCAUUCAGUACAAGCUUUACUGAAGAGAGAUAUUUCCAAUUUGAGGGUUUUCAAAUGUAUUUGCCACUCUUUAGCUUUAUGUGCUUCACAACCCUGCACAAAAUUGCCAAGAACACCUGAAACACUAUUGCGCGAAAUUUAUUCGUACUUUAAGUACAGUUAUAAAAAAAUCAGCCAGUUUAAAGAAUUUCAGGAAUUUGUAGAAGCACGCCCUCACAAAAUUUUGCAUCCAUCCCAGACCCGAUGGUUGUCUUUGUACUCUUCAGUAAAAAGAAUUUUGGAGCAGUACAACGCUUUAAUUCUUUUCUUCAGAAUGGCAGCCUUCGAAGAGAAAAACCAGCAAGCUGAACACAUUUUUGAUAAACUUACCGAUCCUUUAAUUAAGCUUACAUUUCAGUUUUUAAAGUUUGUGUUGCCCCUUUUUUGUGAUCUCAACUUGUUGUUCCAGGCCGAGUCAUUUCAGUUGCAUAAUAUAUAUCAAUCCAUGUAUACCACGUAUGUUACAAUAUUAGAAUUUUUUAUAAAACCUGACUUAAUUAAAGUAGACCCUCUUGGAAUAAAUUAUAAUGAUGCCCAAAAUUAUCUGUCAUUGGAUGAAAUUUAUCUUGGUGGGGAAGUGACGGCGGUCCUUAUUGACAAUAGUUGCAAUAUAAACGCGGAGUCAUUAGUUGUUUUUAAAACAAACUGCCUACACUUUUACAUUGAGGUUUUAAACCAAAUCAACAAACGGUUUCCAUUUGACUCAGAAUUUUAUAAGGGUUUGAAGGAAUUGGGUUUUCUCAAUCCUGCAAACAUAUCAGGCACUAAGAUCCCACCAAACACCAAGUUACAUGUAACGUACCUGUUAGUUGUAAUUUCCCACUCAACAAUGUAAUUGUAAUAUAACACGUGUGCAAUUAUAUUAUUGAGUGGGAAAUUACAACUAACAAGCACGUUACAUGUAACUUUGUGUUUGCUGGGAUCAUAGCUACAACAGCAAAGUUUUUCAAAAAUUUUGUUAUUGAUAUAAACCUCUUAGAUAGGGAAUUUUGUUUGUUGCGCAAUCAAACAGAUUUAGACUUUUCCUUGAGCGUUGAAUUAUUUUGGGGUAAAGUUUCCACUUUAAAAACAGCUAACAAUACUCCCCUAUAUCCAAAUAUGAUUCAUUUCGUUUCAGGAUUGAUGACAUUGCCUCACAGCAGUGCAUCAGUCGAACGAAUUUUUAGUGCAGUAAAUUUAAAUAUAACUAAACAAAGAAAUAGACUGUCCACUGAGACAAUUAAUAGUAUUCUCCUUGCUAAGCAGUUAAUAAAAGAAGAUGGAAAUAGCUGCUUUAAUUACAAUAUUUCUGAAAGCAUGUUGGCAAAAUUUAAUAAUAGCAUUUAUGAAUAAGUAUUUUGUUCAAAACCUUAAUGAGAUUAUUUAUAUUUGUUCCUAGUAUUGUUUAUAAAGAAGGGAGCGUUCCAGAUGCGCACAAAUCGAAACGGACACCACCAAUCAGAUUGCUGAGUUAGUUAGAGUUAGGAUAAAUUUAUAGAAUUUGAUUGAUGGUGUCCGUUUCGAU
Messenger RNA from Monomorium pharaonis (pharaoh ant), 2475 nucleotides. RefSeq lists its product as uncharacterized. Bases 433 to 1806 code for a protein of 457 amino acids. The transcript is spliced from 3 exons. NCBI's taxonomy places the organism in Eukaryota, Metazoa, Arthropoda, Insecta, Hymenoptera, Formicidae. The record is from RefSeq and is a predicted model, not a curated record.